AUGAAUAAAGUUACUUUAUUGCUAUUGUUAACAGCUUUAUUAGUAAAUUCACAAUUUACUGAUAAAAAGGUUGUUAACUCUUGCUUACAAGACGAAAUCGAUAUGAGUAAAAUUGUUCCAUAAGACUACUUAGAAACGUUUGAUGAAAAAUAUGGAUAAAGAAAGCUCCAAAGGUCUGAGCCCUAACCUUUUAGAAUUACACUUGAUUUUAAUGAAUUAGACAAUCCUCUAAAUGGAGCUGGAAUGACUCCAAGUUUAAAAGAAUACAUUAAGAAAAUUAUGUAUGCUGCUUAGACAUUUUUGAACAAGCUCAUUAAGGUACAUCCUAGAUAAAAACCAAAUAAAUAUACUUGGUUUAAUCAUCUUUGUUAUGAUACAUUACUUUCUGAAUAGAUAAAAACAGUUGGUGUAGAUAAUUCUGAUUUACAUAUUUUUGUUACCUAUGGUAAUGAACGCGCUUCAUAUGUAGCAAAUGCAAUUUGGUGUAACUUAGAUCCUAAUCCUAAUGUUGGAAGAGUUAAAUUCAAUUUAGGAAAUAUGUUUAUAGAUGAAACAUCUGGUUAGUCUUUCUUGGAUUACUUUUCAGUUGCCUUGCAUGAAAUUAUGCAUAUCUUAGGUUUCUCAGGUAAUAGUAUUUAAUAUUGGAUUGAUCCUGAUACAGGUAGCGCUUAUGGUUACUGGAGUGUUGAAAAAAUAUUGAAAAAAGAAAGAAGAUGGGAUAUUGAAAAUGUAACAAAGAUAUCUUCUAAAAAUCUUUUGAAAGUUUCCAGAAAUCACUAUAAUUGUCCUUCAAUUGAUGGCAUGUACCUUGAAAAUUAAGGUGAAGGUGGCUCUUUUGGUUCACAUUGGGAAAGAGAUUUACUUGGAAAUGAAUUUAUGACUGCAAGUACGGUCUUUGGCUACUAUACUAUAUCUGAAUUUACAGCUGCUCUCCUUUUAGAUACUGGUUAUUAUGCUGAAAUCAAUCAAAAUCUCCUUAUGCCUCUUUACUGGGGUAAAAAUAAAGGCUGUGACUUCUUCAAUAAAUCAUGCAACGCUGGAAAGUACUUUGCUGAAUUCUCAGAUGAUACUACCAGAGAAGGUUGUGAUUUUUACUCUUAUGGUAUUGGUCGUCGCUAUAAAACUGAUCCAUUCUCGUAAUGUGAAAAUAUUGUAAUCAGCAUUUAAGGUAGAUGUGAUUCUGAUGACUUUAAAUCUGAAAACUUUUUCAGAUAAAACCCUGGUGCUGGCUCUAGAUGUUUUAGAUCAAAUUCAAAUGCCAAAGGAGAAAACUUUUUGAAUAUUUAAGGCAGAUGCUUUAAGGCAUAAUGUUCAAACGAUUUAUCAUCAAUUAAAGUUAAUGUUUGGGAAAACGAAUUUGUUACUUGCUAAUACCCAAAUUAAGUUAUUAAUUUGGCAGAAUAAACUAAAACUACUUAAGGUGUUAUGAAAUGCCCUGAUGAUUUUGAAUUGUUUUGUGGUUUCCCUAAAUAAUGCCCAAAUAAAUGUUCAAGUAAUGGUAUUUGUAUUAAUGGAUUUUGUAUUUGCUUAAAAGGAUAUGCUGGGGACGAUUGCUCUAAAAGAUGUGGUGAGGAUUAAGUUUGGGAUGGCGCACACUGCACAUUAAAUUGCCCUUCUGGAUUAUUUAAGAAUUUUGAUAACACUUGCAAGACCACUUGUCCUUAUAAGUAAUAUGGAGAUUAAGCAACACGUAGUUGUGCUGUUUGCUCUAAUAAAUGUUCUGCAUGUUUUGGUCCCUCUUCUAAUUAAUGUAUUUCUUGCAAUAACGGUUUUAUUCUUUAAGGAAAUCAAUGUAUAGAAGCUACUUGUCAUUCAAGUUGUCAAACAUGCUCAGGACCUAAUGCCAAUUAGUGCACUUCUUGUCCAUCUGGAACAUAUUUAGACUCAAGUAAGACUUGUCAACCUUGCUAGGCUCCAUGUGAAAGCUGUUUCAAUUCAGCAACUGAAUGCACAACUUGUGUUAAGGAUUAUGAAAUUGAUAAAGCAAGUGGGUAAUGUAUUUUUAGCAAGGUUUGUGAUAUUUCUUGUCAAGAUUGUUAUGUGUUUAGAGAUCCUAGAGGGUGUCUUACAUGCAAAGAUGGCUAUUUCUAUAAUGGAAGUGAAGGAAGUUGCUAAAAAUGUGAUGAAUCUUGCUCUAAAUGUACUUAUAGAAAAGAUAAAUGUAUAGAAUGUUCAAGUGGAUAUGAGUACGAUGGUUAUAAUUAAAGAUGUUACUAACUCUGCCAUGAAAGUUGCGAAUCUUGUACAGCUCCUUAGAAUCCCAAAGCAUGUAAAAGCUGUGCAUAUAACCAUGUUAUGUAGAAUAAUUUAUGUGUUCCUUGUGACAUAAAUUGUAUUGGCUGUAGAGAUGAACCUACAAAAUGUAUCGAAUGCGUAGCAGGUUAUAAGUUUGAUCAUUCUUAGUAAACUUGUGUUAGUGUUUGUAACCCAGGUGAGUACUAAGAUACAGAUGGUAGCUGCUAAAAGUGUGUAUCUCCUUGCGCCACUUGCUAGUAUUAGAGUGAUUUCUGUUAUAGCUGUAUUUCUGGCUAUACUUAUAAUGCUCAAAUCAAUUAUUGUAUUCCAAAUACAAAUUCUUGUCAUGAAAGUUGUAAUUAAUGCAGCUAAAAUAAUGAUCCUAAUUCAUGUACUUCCUGUAGAGAUGGAAUGUAUUUAUCAUCUGGAAAAUGUUAGUAUUGCAGCAAUAAGUGUUAAACCUGCGAAUUUGGUCCUAAUAAAUGCACUUCUUGCUAAAGCAAUGAAUUUUUAUUAAACAACCAGUGCCAAUAAUGCCAUAAUAGUUGCUUAACUUGCUCGGGAAAAGCAACAAAUUGUACUUCUUGUUAAGAUGGCUUAUUAAAAGAUCCAAAAACUGGAAUCUGUAUUAUGAAUACACCUAUUUGUAGAAGUAAUGAAUAUUUGGAUAGUAAAAACUAAUGUUAGAAAUGUCUUUCUCCUUGUGCUUCUUGUUCCAAUUAACCUUACAUGUGUUCAAGUUGUAUUUCAGGCUAUAAAUUAAAUAGUUAAACACUUUAAUGUGAAUAGGAUAUAAUUACUUGUAAAGAUGGGUAAUUCUUAGAUUAAAACAAUAAAUGCAAGCCUUGUCAUUCUUUUUGCAACACCUGCGAGUAAUAAAGUGAUAGAUGUACCAGUUGUAGACCUGGUCUUCUCCUUAUAUAAUCCUUUUGCUAUGAUGAAGUAUGCUAAGAUGGGUAUUUCAAGAACUAAUAAGGUAAAUGUUAAAGAUGUAGUGAAUCUUGCUCUAAAUGUGUAAACUACUAAGAUUAAUGUACUGAAUGUGCUAAUGAAUACACUUUAGACUCUAGGACAUAAAGAUGUAUUAAAAACUCAAGCAAUUAGAAAUGCCAUCCUAAUUGUAAGGAAUGUAGCUAACCAAACAAUGCCCUUGCUUGUUAUUCCUGCAAAGAUGGUCUAUUCUUAAAUAACAGAAGAGAAUGUGUUCAAUGUGAUAAUUCUUGUUUGACAUGUGAUAGAUAUUAAGAUUUUUGUACUUCUUGCUAAUAAGGAUAUAAGUUAGAUGCUACAGGUGGUAAAUGUACUCCUGAUUGUAAAUCAAAUGAAUAUUUGGAUAGUAAAAACUAAUGUUAGAAAUGUCUUUCUCCUUGUGCUUCUUGUUCCAAUUAACCUAAUAUGUGUUUAACUUGUAUUUCCGGCUAUAAAUUAAAUAGUUAAACACGUUAAUGUGAAUAAGAUAUAAUUACUUGUAGAGAUGGGUAAUUCUUAGAUUAAAACAAUAAAUGCAAGCCUUGUCAUUCUUUUUGCAACACCUGCGAGUAAUAAAGUGAUAGAUGUACCAGUUGUAGACCUGGUUUUCUCCUUAUAUAAUCCUUUUGCUAUGAUGAAGUAUGCUAAGAUGGGUAUUUCAAGAACUAAUAAGGUAAAUGUUAAAGAUGUAGUGAAUCUUGCUCUAAAUGUGUAAACUACUAAGAUUAAUGUACUGAAUGUGCUAAUGAAUACACUUUAGACUCUAGGACAUAAAGAUGUAUUAAAAACUCAAGCAAUUAGAAAUGCCAUCCUAAUUGUAAGGAAUGUAGCUAACCAAACAAUGCCCUUGCUUGUUAUUCCUGCAAAGAUGGUCUAUUCUUAAAUAACAGAAGAGAAUGCGUUCAAUGCGAUAAUUCUUGUUUGACAUGUGAUAGAUAUUAAGAUUUUUGUACUUCUUGCUAAUAAGGAUAUAAGUUAGAUGCUAAAGAUGGUAAAUGUACUCCUGAUUGUAAAUCAAAUGAAUAUUUAGAUUUCUAUGAAAAUAAGUGUAAACCAUGUACAUCUCCUUGUGGAAGCUGCGAAUAUUAUCCAGAUAGAUGUACUAGCUGCAUUUCAGGAUAUAAAUACGACAACGAAGGGUAUAGUUGUGAAAUCAUUUGUCAACCUGGAUAAUAUGCUGAUAGAGAUCAAAUAUGCAAACCUUGUUCAUCUCCAUGUGCAACUUGUGAAUACUAUGAUAAUAGAUGUUUGAGUUGUGUUUCUGGUUAUACUUACACCAACUACAAUUGUUAAUAAACUUCAAGGCCUAGUAUGAGAGGUUGUCAUGAAUCUUGUAAUACAUGCACAAGAGCUAUGGAUCCUCGUUCAUGUGACUCUUGUAGAGAAGGAUAUGUACUAAUGAGUGGAUCUUGCCAAAAAAAGAAAGGAAAUUAUUCUAACCCUAAAAAUUGA
Tetrahymena thermophila SB210 is the source of this 4656-nucleotide messenger RNA. Its product is annotated as transmembrane protein, putative. The transcript has 2 exons. NCBI's taxonomy places the organism in Eukaryota, Ciliophora, Oligohymenophorea, Hymenostomatida, Tetrahymenidae. The record is from RefSeq and is a predicted model, not a curated record.